Racocetra fulgida is the source of this 636-nucleotide messenger RNA. The record is from the annotation of a GenBank genome assembly. Lineage: Eukaryota; Fungi; Glomeromycota; Glomeromycetes; Diversisporales; Gigasporaceae.
AUUAAAUGCUCGCCUUCGAAUUACUUUAAUUCUUUUACUUAUAAUUACGUUCUUAUCUUACCAAUUCAUUUUUAUCUCUGAUAUUUUUGAUUAUUCACUUUGGUUUGACCCUUCCUUAAAAAUUUCAUAUUAUCUUGGAUCUGACGUAUAUCUUAAAAAUGUUACCCGUCUUCCUAAAAUACAAUAUGAUUUUGAUAUUCCUGAAACAUUAAAUGAAAAAUUAAUUCGUGAAUCCAGACGUGAUUCUAUAAAAAAAGGUUUUCUACAUGCUUGGAGUGGAUACACGAAAUAUGCUUGGGGAAAAGAUGAAUUAGAACCUGUAACGAAUUAUAGUCGUGAUAAUUUUAAUGGUUGGGGUGCAACCAUUGUUGAUUCUUUGGAUACUAUUUGGAUAAUGGAUUUAAAAGAUGAGUUUAAUCGUUCAAGAGAUUUCGUUGAAACCGUGGAUUUUACUACAAGUGAUGGUCGAAUUAGUGUAUUUGAGACUACUAUCCGUUAUUUGGGUGGUUUAUUGAGUGCAUACGAACUUUCAAAUGAUCCUGUAUUUUUAAAAAAAGCGUUAGACUUGGGAAACGCUUUAUUACCUUCUUUUAAUAGUGGAUCUGGUCUUCCCUAUAAUGAUUGGGAUCUUAAAUG